Molecule: messenger RNA, 735 nt
Organism: Arabis nemorensis
Lineage: Eukaryota; Viridiplantae; Streptophyta; Magnoliopsida; Brassicales; Brassicaceae
Source: the annotation of a GenBank genome assembly
AUGUUUUCUGCAAUAUCUCCUCCGGUUACAUCUCUGCUCCACCCAAAAGCUUGUAAAUUUGGAAAAUUGGAUUCGAAGAGGUUCUUCUCUGUGCGUGCUUCGUCGUUGCCUGUUUCUGAUAACAAGCUUAAAGUUGAAUACACACCAUGGCUUAUAGUUGGACUUGGUAAUCCUGGAACUAAGUAUUACGGAACAAGACAUAAUAUUGGUUUUGAGAUGAUUGAUCAUAUAGCUCGAGCAACUGACAUUUCCAUGAACUCAAUACAGUCCAAGGCUUUAGUCGGGAUAGGUGUUGUUGGGGAGGUACCCAUUUUGUUGGUUAAACCUCAAGCAUACAUGAAUUUCAGUGGUGAAUCGGUUGGACCGUUAGCCGCUUAUUAUCAAGUACCCUUACGCCACAUUUUGAUGAUAUAUGAUGACAUGGGUUUGCCUAAUGGUGUCUUGAGGCUGCAACCAAGAGGAGGACAUAGCCACCACAAUGGAUUGAAGAAUGUGACAGAACAUUUAAAUGGUUGUCGCGGCUAUCCCCGCUUAUCAAUCGGAAUUGGAAAUCCACCAGGUAACAUGGACCUGAAAGCGUUUCUUCUCCAAAAAUUCAGCCCCUUGGAGCGUAAACAGAUCGAUGCGGGAAUGGAACAAGGUGUUGAAGCCGUGAGGACACUCGUUGAAGAUGGAUUCAAUGACACAAUAUCUAGAUUCAAUUUGGGACAGAAAUACAAGUUCCACACAGUUUGA